GCGCACGCGCGGCGGCGCUGAGGGGAGCGGCGGGGCGCGGGUUCGGCUGUUUGAAGGCGGCGGCGGCGGAGGACAUGCAUCACUUUGAGGAAGAAUUAACGUGUUCCAUUUGCUAUAGCAUAUUUGAAGAUCCACGCGUUCUGCCCUGUUCCCAUACGUUUUGCCGGAAUUGUCUGGAGGGUGUUAUUCAGCUGUCAGACAACUUUUCCAUUUGGAGACCCCUGAGACUCCCUCUGAAGUGUCCUAAUUGCAGGAGUAUUGUUGAAAUUCCAGCCGCUGGUAUCCAGUCGUUGCCCAUCAACUUUGCAUUGAAAGCUAUUAUUGAAAAAUACCAACAGGAAGAUCGCUCUGAUGUUGCAACCUGCAGUGAACAUUACCGGCAACCGCUGAACGUUUACUGUCUUUUGGAUAGAAAAUUGGUGUGUGGCCAUUGCCUUACAAUAGGGAAACACAACGGCCAUCCCAUAGAUGACCUUCAAAGUGCCUACCUAAAAGAAAAGCAGAAUUCUGGAAAAAUUCUCGACCAGCUGACUGAUAAACACUGGACUGAUGUAUGUUUGCUCAUUGAAAAGCUGAAAGAACAGAAGUCGCAGUGUGAAAGCAUUGUUCAGGAGGAUAAAAAAGCAGUAGUCCAUUAUUUUAAGAAACUUAGUGAUACCUUGGAGCACAAAAGACAAGCUCUGCUGACUGCCCUGGAUGAAAUCAACACACGCAUUUUGGAAGAAUACGAGCCUCUCAUUGAGAAGUUGAAAAAAAUAAGGGAAGAACAGCUUGAAUUAAUGUCACUGAAUACAGCUAUUCAAAAAGAAGAGUCCCCACUUAUUUUUCUUGAGAAGGUGGAUGAUAUGCAUCAACGUAUAAAAGCUUUGAAACAGAAGCAACUACCGGAUGUUAAACCUGUGGAGAUUUAUCCGAGGGCUGGGCACCUGUUGAAAGAUGUGUGGUCUAAAACUGAAAUCGGUCACAUCAACAAGAUCGUCACUCCAAAAAUAAAUCUGAUUCCGAAAAGGAAGUUACGCAGCAAAGGCAGUGGAAAGGAAGGAAAAGAAUCUAAAGUGCUCCUCCAGGCUGUAAAUCCUUUAGCUGUCCUGCUUCUUUUUAUAAUGCUGGUAACUCUGUGUUCGUUUCACAAAGUGGUAUCAUCAGCUGUAACUGAAGCUACUCCUGCUCAUAUCUCCGCGUUCUUGCUGCUUAUUUAUCAAGAUUUCUGUACCCAUUUGCAGAAUAUGAUGGAUGUGCUGUGCCAUGCAUUUGAUUUACUGGUAGAGUUUUUAGGGAGGAUUGUUUCUCUUAAGACUUUUCAGUGACUAGUUUAAAAGCUAGUGUAGGAAUCCCCAGGAUGUUUUUUAAUUUCUACUUAAAAGCUGGAUUGUUAAAGCUCUACACUUUUCUGUUUCCGUAUCCUUUCUUUUUCUGUAUUGUAUAGAUUUCCUCUUAGCUAACUCUUAGUUAACUGAGAAGAUUUGCAACAAAACAGGCUUCCUCUUCUGCUCACACCAUACGGUCGGUUGGUAGGGGUUUGUUUAAACUGGGAGCUGGUGAGAAACAGUGUCUGUCUAAGAAACCUCCAAGCAGUUUACGAAUUGUAAUCUGGAGUCCUGUUCGUAAAAAAUCUUUAAACAUCUACUACCUUUUUCCCCCCCCCCGGUAAUGUAAUUUUAAAUUGUUUUUUAAAUAAAGCCACUUUAAAGGUUAAAAAAACACCACAGGCUGCAAACGGGCUAGUCCAGGACAGGUCAGGCACUAGCUCUGGUGUGCAUAGAACACCUGGUGUUUUACUGACCUCUCUGAAUGUAUUUUAACUGAUACACCUCCGUGCUUUAAAGCAUAUAUUCAUUUGGUUUCAUUUGGCUUGUUCCUGGUUACUAGUGGGUGACGUGAUUUCAUCUGUUUGGGUUUUUUUAACCUCUCUUUAAUAACUUUGUGUCUUUGAAAUGGUUCUCUCCACUUUACAGAGCAGUAACUGUUGCGCUUGUGGUGAAAUGCUGCAGACAGGUUUUCAGUGACAGCUAUGCACAAACCAGGUGUGUGUUUAGUCUGCUUACAAACAUGAGCCCUGAAUUUUUGCUAAAUCAUUUAAUAGGUAGUGAAAAUAGAUACAUAAGCAGCAAAACUCCCACUGCAGUCAGUGGUAUAAGGAUUUCAAACGUUGUCAAGAGCUUUUGAGAACGACUUGACGAUUAAUGUAAAUUUAUAUCGAGCUUUUCAGCACAAGUAACAGAGAUCUUUACCUUGACAGAGGAGAAACACGAUAGCACUCAGAUGAUCACUGACGCUUUGCUACUUCUGAGGUGAUGCUGCAGUCUAAACUGUGCUCAGGAGCUAUAUCCCCAGUGAGAGCUGAUUUUGGCCUUCAGUUGUUAACAGGCUGAUUACAGCAAGUACUGGGACAGCCUUGGAGAGCUGCAGUUACGACAGCAGAACACGGGUGAGCUUACAACUCUCUAAAAACCCCAAAAUGAGCAUUCGCCAUGGCUAAUUGUAUUUGACUUGAUAAAAAUAGUAGCAUAUUCUAGAUAGCAGCGUUCCUUGGCUGUUGUAUAUUUUUAAAUAAUAGAAUUUGUUUAAAUAGUGAAUGAUUUCUGAGGCUAGCUUUUAACUACGAGGUGUUUUAAAACCCUUGUGCAAACCAAAACUUGCCCAUGGCUACCAGCUAGUACUAGUGGGAUCCUGCAAAAUACCAGUUGCUGCCAGGUCAGCCCUCAGAUGCGAUGCUGAUACAUUCCUUAAAUAAAGAUCCUAAUAAGAAUAUUGCCAUCCUGAUACUGCUGUAUUGAUAAAACCCCAAGUCCAGCCACACGGCUACUGUGCAGCUCGGUGGAUUUGCCUCUCUGCGGUUGGUGGAGGCAGGAGCCAGCAGCACGCAGAGGGCUGGGCCUUUGCCUGUGUGUGAGGAGCUGUUUCUAGAAUUUGUACAUACGUUUUCUGUAACAUUUUAGAGUUACAAAGGCAAAUCCCACGAAAACUACUGGUCAGGGUUUGAAAUAGCGUUUGGGUGUAUUCUGAGACUGCAUAAAUGCUGUCAUAUUAAUUUCUCAAUAAAAUCAGGAAUUUGUCUUAAGCCCUGGUAGAAGGCUGUCACUUGGUAUGUCAGUCUCUUAAAACCCGGUGCUACGUGUCUGUCUGCUACUACGUGGUGCUUUUUUAACUUACCUUCCUUUUAUUUCCUGACUUUUAAAAACUUACAGAGUUUGUAAUGCAACUUUAUUUUUCAAGACUAGAGGAAUUUAUAAAAUGCCUUUACCACCGAUUGAAACGUUUAGUACUUGUACUUAUAAUGCAGUAUGUUUUAAUAAAUUUGCAUACAAA
Messenger RNA from Chroicocephalus ridibundus (black-headed gull), 3309 nucleotides. It is a transcript of the gene TRIM59, whose product is annotated as tripartite motif containing 59. The record is from RefSeq and is a predicted model, not a curated record. Lineage: Eukaryota; Metazoa; Chordata; Aves; Charadriiformes; Laridae. Gene Ontology annotation, biological process: negative regulation of canonical NF-kappaB signal transduction; innate immune response. The transcript has 2 exons. Gene Ontology annotation, molecular function: zinc ion binding; ubiquitin protein ligase activity. The coding region runs from base 75 to 1307 and encodes 410 amino acids.